Glarea lozoyensis ATCC 20868 is the source of this 1086-nucleotide messenger RNA. RefSeq lists its product as uncharacterized. Lineage: Eukaryota; Fungi; Ascomycota; Leotiomycetes; Helotiales; Helotiaceae. The transcript has a single exon. The record is from RefSeq and is a predicted model, not a curated record. The coding region runs from base 1 to 1086 and encodes 361 amino acids.
AUGGACAGCUUCCGCCGUCCCAGUGAUGCCAAUACUGCCGGCGACAGUAAUUCCUCUGGCUCUAGAGAAGAGCUGAAGUCUACUUCCGGAAAUUCAACCCCUCCUCACAAACGUAGCUUGUCUGGGGGCUUGUUGUCAAAACUAUCAUUUCUGAGAUCUACCAGUGACGAACAUCACUCACCAGUGGACAAUGGGCCUCUGAGCCCUGAAUUCACGACUGGAGAUGACAAAACUUCUGCCAAAAAGUCCAAUCGAGCAAUGGCAGUAGCUGUGCAGCAACAAAAAACCAGAAGACGAAAAGGCUCACUGAGGAAGGCGGCGCUCCUUGGCAGAGGUGCUCAACGAGAAAGAAAAGAUAUCAGAACUCUGGAUCUCGAGACGGACCAUAAUUUAUACGGCGGCGACAUGUCAACAAGUCCUACUUCACCAGACGAGCCACCUCAGGUUGGUACCUUUGGGCUUGGUCUCGACACCACGCCACGCCCGUCAAUGGACGGCUAUGCCAGCAGGGUCACGCCUCUGCUAUCUCCUAUCAAAACACUUCCAAUGGGCAACGACGACCACGCCCUGACAACCAGUCCAACCUUGACUUACACAUCAACUACUGAUGAGGACGACAUCCUCUCUAUUCCAACCCACAGUCUUCCAGCUGCCAGAGGUCUUCCUCCAAACUCAUCGGGAUCCGACUCGUAUUUUCCACCGGGAUCUGGCUCACUAACCCGAAGACGCUCUGGUCAGAAACCAAAGUCUCCAUUGUCGAUUCCUGGCCUUGCAGUGAGUCCCCUUCCGGUUCCUGACACCGACUGGGACUAUUCCGAAACCGAAUGGUGGGGCUGGAUCAUCUUGAUCGUGACCUGGAUUGUUUUUGUUACCGGUAUGGGUUCUUGUCUUGGUGUCUGGAGUUGGGCUUGGGAUGUUGGAGAGACGCCUUACGCUCCCCCAGAACUUGAGGACGACGUCACUCUUCCGAUCGUUGGCUACUAUCCUGCUCUGAUGAUUCUGACAACAGUCAUGGCAUGGGUGUGGGUAGUUGUCGCUUGGGUCGGCAUGAAAUACUUCAGGCACGCGAAGAUCAGUGGAGAUUGA